AGGUGGAGAAAGAGAAGCGGGAGGUGGAGAAGCUCGAGAAGAGUCUGGACAAAGAGUGUAAAAUGAAGAAACACAAACGCAGAGCGACAAAGGUUAUAAAGUGUUCGGUAAUGGAGAAGGCAAGAAGUGAGAGCACGGAGGAUCGAGCUCUGUGCCAUGAGAUUUUAUCAGGUAACAGAUCACAGAGGACGGCUUUGGUCCGCAGUGACUCUCAGGACGCUCAGGAUGACGCUAGAACUGAAGCUGAAUCCUGUCCUGAGGUUUCCAAAGAUUCCCAAUGUCAGGAUCAUCCCUCUGAAGCUCAGCUCACAGGAUCUAAUAAAACUACAUUUCUAAGUAGCUCUGAUUUGAAGGAGCCUUCUGAAGAGGUGGGAAUCCAGCCUCAAGAAGAAGGCACCAACAGGACGGAAAUGGACGGAUCAGGUGAGAACUUUAAUAAUAUAUGCAAACCAGAAGCAUCUUUAACCCCUCAAACGAGGCCAGACGAUGGAGCGUUUGACCCCGGUGGACAUCCACACCUUCCUCCUGUGCACAAACCAAGAAUCUCUUCUCUUCUUGUGAACGAUAACCUCACAGAACCAGAAGCUCCUCCUUCCACGGAGCUGCAGAGUCCGGCUCCGUCCUCAGCUUCAGAUCGUGGUUUGAUGCAGAUUGAUCAACGAGAUGAAGAAGUCGACGCUCUCCCAGAGAGUCUAACUCCAGAAAUCAGUUUGGUUCUUAAUCCUAAUAUGAAGGAACACAGCAACAACAACAACAAUAACCAUGCAGACCCAGAUGUUUCAUCAUCUGAGUUAACCCCUGAUGAUGAAGAGGACUCACCUGUUGGACCUGCAUGUUUGCUGCAGACAGAUUUGCCCCACGCAGAGGAAAUGGAGGCUGCAGACGGGAUCCCACUUCAGCCUGCUCCUGACCGUGCUCUACAGGAGUUCAACCACAGAAGAAGAGACGAGCAGAGUGAAGACCUGACAUACGGUGUUCAGAGAUCAGACGCCAUGAGGACAUCGGGUCCUGUGACACCUGGGAUUCAGGCCCAGCUGGAUAUCAGCACGAGAGAGAUGAUAGAUUUUAAGACCCCCAUCGUUCUGGAUACAGGGUCUGGUUUGAUGAAAGCAGGCUUCGCAGAUCAAGACCUUCCAAAUAUUAUCUUCCCAACAAUUAUAGGAAGGCCAAAAUAUGAGGAGAUCAUGAACGGUAACCUUGAAAGGGAUACAUACAUCGGACAUGAGGCUCAGCACAUGAGGGGGGUCCUGGCUCUGAAGCAUCCCAUAAAGAACGGCAUCAUUCGUAACUGGGACGACAUGGAGAAGAUUUGGCAUCACACUUUCCAGCAGCUGGGUGUGGAUCCAGAGGAUCAUCCUGUUCUGAUCACUGAGGCCGCCAUGAACCCGUUACAGAAUCGCCAGCGGAUGGUGGAGAUCAUGUUCGAGUGUUUCUGCGUUCCCUUCACCUACGUGGCCAUGCAGGCGGUGCUGGCACUCUACGCAGCCGGGAGAUCCACCGGUGUUGUCUUUGACUCUGGAGACGGAGUGAGCCACAGCGUGCCUGUGUUUGAAGGUUACAGUCUACCUCAUGCCGUGCAGCGCUUCCCUCUAGCUGGUGUAGACGUUACAAUGCAUCUUAAAAAGCUCCUGCAGGAACAAGGCGUGUGCAUGCGCACCACAGCAGAGAUGGAGAUCGUGCGGGAGAUGAAGGAGAAGUGCUGCUGUGUCGCUCUGAACUAUGAGUCUGAGCUGAACCGGGGGAGUUCGUCCUGCAGAGAGAUGCAUUACACCAUGCCAGACGGACGGAUCGUCACACUCGGCACAGAGAGGUUCAGGGCCCCUGAGAUUCUCUUUAAACCCGAGCUCAUUGGACGGGACCAUUACGGGAUACACGAGAGCGUCUUCAAGUCAAUCCUCAGCUCGGACAUCGACCUGCGGCGCUGCUUCCUGGGAAACAUUGUGCUGUCAGGAGGGAACACCCUGCUGGACGGCCUGCCUGAGCGGCUCCAGGCUGAAAUCAAAGGACUGGUUCCCCCUAACACAGGGGAGCGUGUUCAUGUCACCAGCCCGAAGGACAGAGACUUUUCAGUGUGGAGGGGAGGAGCAGUGCUUGCCAACCUGCCCACCUUCAGCUCUGCAUGGAUCAGUCAGGAAGAAUACGAGGAGUACGGACCGCAGAUCAUCUUCAGGAAAUGCUUCUGAGAUGAACUCUGAGUAAUGUACUGGUUAACUUUUUACUACACACAGUGCAAUAUACAAACAGUGCCAUGGACCGGUCCUCCUUUAAUAUUUAUUUGUCUUGUAUGUAUUUACGGCUUUAAACCUGCAGUCGGUGUGGAUCCUGACUAGUGUGCUCUUACCUAUCACCUGAGCUGCUACUGACCCACUGCACACUCUAAGCUAUAUGCUCGAGGUUCCAGGCUCUUUGCUCUAAGCCCUGUUGCUAAGAGCUACAAACAUGGCAUGGAUGAAAUUUAUAUUUAUGCCCUUAAAAUGUUGUCCGUCAAUGUUACUGUUCAUUAAGCGCCUUAAACUGUGUCUACACUUUUCCAAGUUGGGUUCUAUUUUUGUGACCCAUCAAUUAAUAAGUGAGAGUUUAAAGUAUAGUAAUGUUUGUGUUUAAGAGACAAGAAUUGAAGCUGGCCUUUAAUUGAUGUCUGCCAAUUAUUUUUUCCAAAAUAAGCGAUUGAGGGACAAAGAUAAAUCACUCAACGUGCUGACUAUAUAAUCAAAUAUAUAUUUAUACAAAGAUGUAAACACGGUUAGUGUAACAGUUUGAUUUUAAUGUGUGCGACAUGGUGCAAGUUGGAUUUUGAAUGAUUUGGAUCAGAGCAGCUGUGCAGUGUUCACAAUCUAAAAUAUUGGAUAGAAACACCAUUGAAUGAUCUUAAGAUGGAUUAUUAGGACCACUUUUCUCAAAUUUUUUUCUGGAUUUUAUGUUCCCUUUUUUCCCCCUUAAAUAUCAAGAAAAUGUUUGCUUGUAAUGUUAUGUCUUUUUUCCCCUUACACGCAUCAUAACAUUACAGCUUUAGAAGAUGUUAGCACAUUAUCUAGGAACAUUUUAAAUUUCUUGCAGAUGAGAUAAAGUGGUUCCCUCUUUUGGUUAAAGAUCAUUGUACAUGCAAGUUUGCUGUUUCUGCAGGAGUGUACCGGAGGGGAGAGACGUGUGGGAUAUGAAGUUUGUUUACUAGUAAACAUGCAGCUGAGUCAUGGUAAAUUUAAUGGUUAUUUUCCAGCUGAAGAGCCCUUUGGUCAGUCUGUCUUUUGUUGUGUUCAUGGUGUAAGAUGUGAAGUGCAGUAUUUGAAUGCUAAUACCUCUCAUGUCUGUAGAAUAAGCAGAUGAAGUUGAUGCUACUGCUGCAGGAACAGUUUGUGUUUGAUGUGUCAUUUUUUCUAUUUGAGUGAUGUGUCUUAUAAAUGAUUUCCUGAGUUUUGUUUAGAAUUGUUAAAAGUUGUGUGCAUGUUUUUUUUUUUUUCUCUUUCACAGUAGUGGUCAUUACUUGUGAAGGGUGUUGCCAAAUCUGCUGUAUUUAUCUCUUUACCAUGAAACCUUGAAGACCCCUUAAGCCAACCUGUAUAUAAAUAUUAAGUUUACUUUUUGAAUGUGGAGUUUUUGCAUUGAAUUAUUCUUUUUUGCAUGUAAUUAAGUUGCUCUUUUUCUGCACGUUUUCCUCUGUGUGCUUGCUUGUCUUUGUAUUUUGCUUUUUAAAAGGCAAAGGGGGGUUGUCAUGUGACCUAAAGCUCAGCUCUGAAGUGGGAAUCCCCAUUAAAUGUGACUGUAGUGUUUUCAGUUUGCGCCUCGUGUAAAGGCCAGGAUGAACAGCUCAGUCUGCCUCUCGUUUACUGGCUUCAUUUGAAAGAAACCUUCUUCUUUGUCCCCUAAAUGUACUGCAACAGUCUGGACUGA
Labrus bergylta (ballan wrasse) is the source of this 3888-nucleotide messenger RNA. The record is from RefSeq and is a predicted model, not a curated record. NCBI's taxonomy places the organism in Eukaryota, Metazoa, Chordata, Actinopteri, Labriformes, Labridae.